Nipponia nippon (crested ibis) is the source of this 1279-nucleotide messenger RNA. Lineage: Eukaryota; Metazoa; Chordata; Aves; Pelecaniformes; Threskiornithidae. The record is from RefSeq and is a predicted model, not a curated record.
AGGGGAGGGUGUCUUCUCUUUUCGCUUGCGUGAACCCACACUGCUAACAUGAUUAGACUUUUGCCUGAAUCGGAGGAUUGAGUAUGGCCUGAAGCAGGUGUGAACUUCAUAUUUUCUCCCUGGAACUAGGUUACUGCUGAAGAGAUCAAGAUGGUCCCAAAUUACUCUACUGAAGAAACUGUUAAAAGAAUCCAUGUCGACUGUCCCGUUUCAGGAAGGCACAGUUACAUCUACAUUAUGGUUCCAACUGUUUACAGCAUCAUCUUUAUCAUAGGCAUAUUCGGGAACAGCCUGGUCGUUAUUGUCAUUUACUGCUACAUGAAAUUAAAAACAGUAGCCAGCAUCUUUCUUCUAAACCUGGCGCUGGCUGACUUGUGUUUUUUAAUAACUCUGCCACUCUGGGCAGCCUACACGGCCAUGGAGUACCAGUGGCCUUUCGGCAACUGUUUAUGUAAGUUAGCAUCAGCGGGGAUAAGUUUCAACCUGUACGCCAGUGUGUUCCUCCUCACGUGCCUCAGUAUUGACCGGUACCUGGCCAUAGUACAUCCAGUGAAGUCCCGAAUUCGACGUACCAUGUUUGUUGCCAGAAUAACUUGCAUUGCUAUCUGGCUUCUCGCCGGUGUGGCCAGUUUGCCUGUCAUAGUUCACCGUAACAUAUUCUUUGCUGAGAACUUGAACAUGACAGUCUGUGGUUUUCGGUACGACAACAAUAACACAACGCUCCGGGUUGGGUUGGGUUUAUCCAAAAAUUUGCUGGGCUUUUUAAUUCCUUUUCUGAUCAUAUUAACAAGCUACACCUUAAUUUGGAAGACCCUGAAGAAAGCAUAUCAAAUUCAAAAAAAUAAGACUAGAAAUGAUGAUAUUUUUAAGAUGAUUGUAGCAAUAGUAUUUUUCUUCUUCUUUUCCUGGAUUCCUCAUCAAGUGUUCACUUUUCUGGAUGUAUUAAUUCAAUUACAUGUAAUAACAGACUGCAAAAUCACUGAUAUUGUGGAUACGGCUAUGCCCUUCACCAUUUGCAUCGCUUACUUUAACAACUGUUUGAAUCCUUUUUUUUAUGUUUUUUUUGGAAAAAACUUUAAAAAAUACUUCCUUCAGCUAAUAAAAUACAUUCCACCAAAUGUCAGCACACAUCCAAGCCUAACAACAAAAAUGAGCUCCCUCUCGUAUCGGCCACCAGAAAAUAUACGCUUGUCCACUAAAAAGACUGCUGGGUCUUUCGAUGCAGAGUGAUGUGUUUUGCAAUAUACUUUUUUUGAACAACCUUGUGAACGAAGCAGCA